Messenger RNA from Ochlerotatus camptorhynchus, 2722 nucleotides. RefSeq lists its product as uncharacterized. The record is from RefSeq and is a predicted model, not a curated record. The transcript is spliced from 2 exons. NCBI's taxonomy places the organism in Eukaryota, Metazoa, Arthropoda, Insecta, Diptera, Culicidae. Bases 28 to 1431 code for a protein of 467 amino acids.
UCAAUCGUACCACAAAGAAGUACAGUCAUGGAAGAUCCCAGAGUUGCCGCAUUCAGAGCUUCCGAUCAGCAUUCCAAAGCUGUUGAAUUAAUCGAUAAAAUGGUCCUCCGAGGACUAGAUCUCGCUGUCCCUAACAAUAAGGAACUUUUGAACAAGUUUACAGAAGCGCAAAGUGCCAAUCAGGUUAUCAAUACGAUCGCCCUUGCUACCGGGUUGAUUUCAUUCGACGAUCUUGAAGGAAACGAGGACAGCUUGGAGACGGGAAAUAUCAAUUUGACAAAGCCAGGACACAAACGCACAUUGAAGAUACUCGUUGGGCAGCUUCCUGUUGGCGAUAGUCCCCCAUACCGAUUUGUUUUGAUACCACUUGCCUUGGGAACGCAACCGAAAAGACUUAGGCAAUCGAAAGUUUUAUCGCCGGAUGAAAAUAAAUGGGAUACGCACUUGACAUUACUGGUCAGGACUCAGACAAGUGCAGGUGAUAAUUGCUACAUAGAUAUGGCUGGACGCGUCUAUCUGAGUUUUCGGAAAUUUCUUCAAAAAAACAAAUUUCCACGGGCGGUGCUCUGCUAUCCGCCAGACGGAACUAUCGAACUGGAUGAUCAGGACCAUGUUAAACUCACCUACGCAGUGGUAGGUGAAGCACAAAACCGAAUGUUUAAAAUGAAUACUGCUGCUAUAAUUGGUGCAAUAUGCAUUCCGAAUGCGCCUAUCAUGACUUGUUUUGCGGCGUAUAGAUUAUUCCGCGCAGGAAGGGAUUUAGUUGACUGCUACGAACAUGGGACGCUAAAUCCUCUCAAGUUUCCGCGUACCAUAGGCCGCUGGGUAGAAUUGCUGAUGUGUUUAGGAUAUUUUAUUAACGGUGGUAUACAGCUUUUCGAUAGUUUUCAAGUGAUCGAUAUUACAGUAGGUGGAGUGAUCGGUGGUAUUACGGUACUCGAUCUGAUGAUCCAGGAGAACAGCUGGAGUAAAAUGGGGUUGGGUGAGAGGACGAAACUUUCAUUUUUCUUGUGUUUCAAAAACCGGAUGGCUCCAUCCUUGGAAAAUGGCGAAUGUGAACUGGAAUGCAUGAAAUUGAAGACCUUAUGUUCCACUUUUAAAAAGUAUGUGACAGGCACCUUCAAUAUCGAGAAUUUUAAAAAAUUGGUGUAUGACAUGUCACGCUCACCCGUUCAGUCGACCAUAGCUGCACUUUUGUUCCUUGUCAGGAAGCUGAUUGAAAAGAACGCAUCCAUUGAACUGUCGGAGGACUUUGCCACUAUUAAGAUCGGGGAUCGUAAACUGAUGUUCAAGAGGAUUGUACAACUCCCAAGUGAAGACAUUAGAAAAUUUGGAGAAUUAAUCGACCAACUAAACGGCGAUUUUAGCAACCUAAGUUCCAGGCUAGCCGAAUUGUUUGGAGAUGGAAAAGCAAUUCGUUUGCUAGCGUAAUAAAAACCCUGUGCCAUAUAAUAUCCGAUAUGCAAUACAAUUUUUGCAAAUACACUCAAUCAUAUUUUUACACACAAAAAAGUGCCCAUUUCGCGGUAAAGUAGGUUAACCCACUAAUGGCUGAAGAGCUUGUACUUCAAAUCAUGGGGGACUUUUUAUCCAUUUUCAAAAUUAAUUGUAUUGUGUAACAAUUUUUAAAAAUAUAUUAUUGCUAUUAAAUCUGAAAUUUGAAAUUUAUAUGGAAAAUACGGUUCGAACGACAACAUUUAUAUGGGCGAAUAAAUAAAAAUUACUGAUUACUGAGCUUGGUUUUUAUUGAACUUCAAUUGCAAUCAUUACAUUAAUCAUCAGAAUCGUUUUCGUCAGCAUUGAUGGAUUACUUAAAUGAUGAAACUAAACGAUUGACCAUCUGUCGGGUGCUGGUCGUUGUGAUUUGGUAACACAUGAUCUCGAUAAAAUCAAUAAUUUUCUGGGCUGCUGCUGGCGGACGAAUGUUGAAAACAGUGAACACUUGUGACGCGCCUGUAACAAGUGUAAGCGUUGCGUCCAAGAUUGGUGAGAUUAAUCGCGUGUAGUUUUCGUAUAUUUAGUUAUUAAAUUCUAAGAAAAUGUUUAAAUGUUCGUAAAAGGUAAAACGUCCCAGAAUCCUCACGAACGCAGCCAGUAGGAGACACUUCCCUAUAAACUGUAGAACAAUGCCACUAGCCACCACCAGAGCACGCUGUGUGUAGUCAUGAAUGGACGUCCAUAGGGGUGGCGUAAUCGGGCCAUUGCGUGGAGAAUUCGUGGCACGUACGACGGUUCAACGGUCACGGUUCGGGGUCAUCGUCCACCAAGAGGCACAGUCAGAAGCCUGGUGAUCAUUAUAGACUACGGUCACAUAGCGUUUGAUAGCGUUAAUAGUUUGAAGGUGAAAACUAAGUGCUAAAGUGAGCUAAGUUGGAAGUUGAAGUUGAAGAAGUUGUAGAGGAAGCUGCCACAUACCAUUGGACAGCCAGGACCUCGCGGUUUUACCGUAAUGCCAGUGAACUCAACGAAUUUUCCGGAGUAGACCACGCCAAUCGCCGAUAGUGUGUCCGAAUCGCAGUUCCAGAAUCUGAUCCCUCAGCUACAGUGUGCGCAACCAAUCCAGGCAAGUCAACUUACCCUUGUGGUUCGUUGAAACCUCGAGUCCGUCACCAUACUCGAGGAGCGCACGGGACAGGUAGAGGCGUCCACCCCUGGCCCAAGAAGGUGAUGCGGUACCAGAGGAAGGAGAGGAACGACGACGGCAGUGGCAGGUGAAGGGGCC